AUGAUUCCGUUUGGUGAACUGUCACCAGAGCUCCGAGAAAUGGUGCUGCAACACGUCGGAGUGGCAGAAAAACUUGAGUUGAUGAGGUGCCACCAAUAUUUUCGCGACCACGUCUUCAAGAAUGGACCGUUUCCUCAGAAAGUCCACAAACUGACCGUGUCACGCGUACCGAGGGCUCCAAAAGCAAAGAUGCCCGAGCACGACGAUAUUCUUCUCGAAAUCCAAACAACGCCCGAGGAUUUCAUCGGCUUCAUGGUGUCUCCACAUAACAUUAGAAAAAUGAUGUUGUUUUUUCAUGGAAAUCAGAGAAACCUAAGCAAAUUUCAAACCGAGCACAAGAAAACCGUUUUCGCGCUUAUUGGAAAGAUCAAGUUUUGCGAACGAAUCAUCAUCGACUAUCGAGUGGAUAUCGCCAAUCAAUUUGUUUUCGACAAGUUCGCGCAGCUGGCCGAUUGCCUCAAGUUGAAGCGUCAUCAGCAAAGAAUGAUCUACGAUUUCGCACUCCAGGCCCCGUUUCCAGUGGUUCGUCAAUUUCUCAACAAACUCGAGGGAAGGGUCCUCAAUUCAUGCAUCGUUUCAUUGACUCAUUUUGAUGAUCCGCGGUGUUGGCUUGUACGCAAUGCGCCUGAUGCAGAAAUGGUUGAAGUGGUUAAAAAAUACUUCGAGAAUAUACUGCAGAAGCCGGUGCUUUCCGAUUGUCGAAUGUUUGCGUCAACCAAUUUUAUGGACCUCUAUUCGAAUGGUUUGAAAAAGGCUAACAAUCGAAUGAUUUGGAGUCGCGAAGAUACAGUUGGGAGCUUUUUUGGAGCUGUUGAAACAAUUUUAGAAACGGGUCUUCCAAAUGACGAUGCACUCUACGUUAUAAUGACAGGACAGUUGCAGUGCUAUACAGAAAGCAUUUUGGAGAUGCACGCUACCGAAAUUGGCGGACUGUUUUCUUUCGAAAAGGUGGGUUUAAAUUCAAUUGAAGCCAAAUACAUGAUGAAACUCAUCGCUGACCCGAAGAAACACGAUUGUCACUUUUGGAAUGCUUUUAACUGGUCAUGUUUUGAUGGAUACCGAGAUUUUGAGCUUGACUUUUCCGGAAAAGCUAAGUAUUUCUACAAGAAAAGGAUUGAUUCCAUUGGGAAAACGUGCGUCAUCAUGGUCUCAUUCCAGGAUAUUCUCGAAAACGCGCAAAUGAUGAUUCAUCUUUUCAAGUAUUUGCCCGAA
Molecule: messenger RNA, 1212 nt
Organism: Mesorhabditis belari
Lineage: Eukaryota; Metazoa; Nematoda; Chromadorea; Rhabditida; Rhabditidae
Source: the annotation of a GenBank genome assembly